CCUGCAGUCUGGCAGGAGAUUUAUGAAAGAAAGAAAAUCCUGAAACUGCGAGUCGUAUAAUCUGGGUAGCUCGCCAGCGGUUUCAUUUUUUUGAACUUAAUGGCUUCAGACACUUGUUUGCAUCUAUGGGAUUUAUUCGCCUUUUGGAUUUACCUUCUCUUAUAGCAAGACAAUAACAAACUUUCAAGAAUCGACCAAUAUCAAAAUAGAAAACUAAAAGGCUGCAUGCUUUAAACAUCAACAAACACUGGAAAUCGCAUCCCCACGAUCCAUUCCACGACAGAUGAAGAAGUGUUGUCUUCCAGCACCUUCGCAUGGUGCUGUGAGUUCGUGGCCGGAUACAGCCUGCGCAGCCAGGGCAUGCUGAAGAGCCGCUGUUGCGUCCUGCUCCGUGACCUGAGGGUGCUCCUUCUCGGGCCACCGACACCGCCGACACCACUGCCUCCGCUGACCCCCAUGAGCGUCCAGGGCACGGACAGCCACGAAACAGGCGUCACCGUCCCCGACAACAACAACACGUUAACGCGGAGCCAUCAGCACGCAGGGGACCAGAUUGCCCCGCCUGCAGCAGGAGCCACCGGGACAUCGGCUGGAGAGCGACCGUGCUGGGUCGACGCUGCGGAGCUCUCGGCGGCCCUGCGCGGCUGCAGCAGCUCCUCUGAUGACUGCUCAAAGGAGAAACUGGAGGAGAGGUUCUCUCUCACCAGCUACACGGAAAGUGGCUUCAGGACUCCCUUGUGCAGGAUCUGCUUCCAGGGACCAGAAUACGGAGAGCUCCUGAGCCCAUGUCGGUGCAGUGGGUCAGUACGCUGCACCCACCAUCCCUGCCUCAUCAAAUGGAUCAGUGAGAGAGGAUCCUGGGCCUGCGAGCUCUGCUACUACAAAUAUCAGGUCAUUGCCAUCAGCACCAAGAACCCACUUCAGUGGCAGGCCAUCUCCUUGACAGUGAUAGAGAAAGUGCAGAUAGCAGCAGCCAUCUUGGGCUCCCUGUUCCUGAUGGCCAGUAUCUCCUGGCUGGUGUGGUCGUCUUUCAGCCCGUCAGCCCGAUGGCAGAGACAAGAUCUGCUCUUCCAGAUCUGCUACGGCAUGUAUGGCUUCAUGGAUAUCGUCUGCAUCGCAUUAAUUAUCCACGAGUGGCCGUCUGUGUUUCGUAUAUUCCACCGCUGGCAGGCCGUGAACCAGCAGUGGAAGGUCCUGAACUAUAGUAAGUCCAUGGACAGUUAUGACCUGAAGAAGACCACUGUGGACAGGACUGUGUCACAGCCCAGCCCGGGUUAUCAGACUGGGGUAGGAGUGUCCACCUCCACCUCCUCACUGAUGGUGGUGGCCUCCACAGUCGAUGGCUCCACCUCUACAACCGUGGUGACGGCUGCAGUUGGACUGGAAACACAUGUGGACCCCAACAGCGGCAACACAGUGCCAGACCAACAUUGUCCCUACAACAUCCUCCACAUCCUCAGCCACCUCAGGCAGCCAGAGGUCCGUAGCCAACCCAGCAAUGGCACACGAGAGCUGGUCAUGAGAGUCACGACAGUCUGAGGACUCAGUUUGAGGCCUUAUGUCACAUGGAUGUGAACAAUUUAUGAAUCAGCUGACAGUUUAAAAAAAAGUCUUAUCUCAACUGCACUGGAUAAAACCAUGUUUUUGUUCAUUUAUAAAGAAAAAUUAAUCUCUGAUGUCCUUACAUGCAUUGAA
Molecule: messenger RNA, 1695 nt
Organism: Pseudoliparis swirei
Lineage: Eukaryota; Metazoa; Chordata; Actinopteri; Perciformes; Liparidae
Gene: marchf4b
Product: membrane associated ring-CH-type finger 4b
Exons: 5
Coding region: 361-1539 (392 amino acids)
Biological process (GO): protein ubiquitination
Molecular function (GO): zinc ion binding; ubiquitin-protein transferase activity
Source: RefSeq, a predicted model, not a curated record